This is a messenger RNA of Diabrotica balteata, 2036 nucleotides long. NCBI's taxonomy places the organism in Eukaryota, Metazoa, Arthropoda, Insecta, Coleoptera, Chrysomelidae. The record is from the annotation of a GenBank genome assembly.
AGUUAACCUUCUAUGCAUUAAAUCUAAAUCGAGAAAAAGUGUACCAUUUUAAAAUUAUUGUACGAAAUAUCGUAAAAAUAGUAAAAUAUGUUCAUAAAGUAACAUAUGCACGAGUAUUUAUGUAGCUACAAGUAUUUUAAACCCUAUAAACUCGAUCGAGUCGUAGCAAAGUGACGACAAAGGUCGAUGGUCGAUCAGAAAAUUAAUGGUGAGGUGAAGCCCAUUUCACAUGAAAAAAUGUUGUAACAAAGUGAUUUUGUGAUUUAAAGUGAUUUUUAUUCGUUUUCUAGCGAUUUUAUGUUAUCUGAAGUGUACCAGAAGGUGUCAUUAAUUCGACAAAUGACUAGAAGUGCGAAAAUACUGUGAUCACUGAAUCGGAAGAAGGGUAUAAGCAAGAAAUGUGAUAUAUUUAUAGAAUUGUUUAAAAGUCGGACAGAAAAUAUGAGUGGCCGACCAAGAACUACUUCUUUUGCAGAAGGUAAUAAGCAAGCAUUGAAUCCACCUAUAGGUGAUAUGAAAAUUAGCAGUGGAGGUUAUAUAGGGAAAGAUGGAAGUAAAGUGACGACUGUAGUGGCGAGGCCUGGUCAAGGGCCCGAUCGACCUCAGGAAGUAUCUUACACUGACACCAAAGUAAUUGGAAAUGGCAGUUUUGGAGUUGUGUAUCAGGCUAAAUUGUGUGACACUUUUGAGUUAGUAGCUAUUAAGAAAGUUCUGCAAGAUAAGAGGUUUAAAAACAGAGAGUUACAAAUUAUGCAGAAAUUAGAACAUUGCAAUAUAGUGAAACUUAAAUAUUACUUUUACUCUAGUGGAGAUAAGAAGGAUGAAGUGUAUCUCAAUUUGGUUCUGGAGUACAUCCCUGAAACAGUGUAUAAAGUGGCAAGGCAUUACAGUAAGGCUAAACAUACAAUACCAAUCAUCCAUAUAAAGUUGUAUAUGUACCAAUUAUUUCGUUCAUUAGCCUACAUUCAUUCAUUAGGUAUAUGUCAUAGGGAUAUAAAACCACAGAACUUGUUGUUAGAUCCAGAGACUGGAGUGUUAAAAUUGUGUGAUUUUGGAAGUGCAAAACACCUUGUCAAAGGUGAACCUAAUGUAGCUUAUAUUUGCAGUAGAUAUUAUAGGGCACCAGAGUUAAUUUUUGGUGCUAUUGAUUACACCACUAAAAUUGAUGUGUGGAGUGCAGGCUGUGUUUUGGCAGAGCUUUUAUUAGGUCUGCCCAUAUUUCCUGGUGAUUCAGGAGUAGACCAGUUAGUGGAGAUUAUCAAGGUAUUGGGAACACCUACCAAAGAACAGAUCAAGGAAAUGAAUCCCAACUACACCGAGUUUAAGUUUCCUCAAAUCAAAUCACACCCUUGGCAACAGGUAUUCAGAGCUAGAACACCACCUGAAGCAAUUGAACUAGUAGCAAGAUUAUUAGAGUAUACCCCUUCUUCUAGAAUUAGUCCAUUACAGGCUUGUGCACAUUCUUUCUUCAAUGAACUUAGAGAACCAAAUACUCGACUUCCAAAUGGAAACAAGCUACCACCUUUAUUUAAUUUUACCGAACAAGAAUUAAACAUUCAACCAACAUUGAACAGUAUACUGUUGCCAAGAGGUACCCAAGAGGCAGCUAAUCCUCAAGAGAGUUCAUCAGCUGCUAGUCAGGAAGUCUCAGAGGCAACAGCAACUCUCCAAGCAGCAGCUGCUUCUGGUAUAGCUUAGUUAAUAGUUAGUUUAUUUGUGCUAGAAUGUUUAAAUUUACACUUGUCAAAUUUAAUACCUAAAAUACUUCACUCUACUGUAGGGAUCGACCCAUUUAUUUUUAUUUGUUUGUCGAUUUAGAUAAUUUGAAGGCUGAUGUAUCACUUUUUAGGUCUAUUGGCCACAUUUGAUAUGUUUUAGUUUAAAUAAUCGAUAUACACAUAUGGCUUGGUUUGAAAACACCUAUAUAAUCUUUAUAUACAGAAGCAUAUAUAUAGUAUAUAUAGUUUAAGUCAAAUUUAUCACUGUAAAAUUCUUGUAAUUGGGGCAAUCUAGUUAAAUAAAUUUAUCAAAUUAGU